Molecule: messenger RNA, 2275 nt
Organism: Cyprinus carpio (common carp)
Lineage: Eukaryota; Metazoa; Chordata; Actinopteri; Cypriniformes; Cyprinidae
Product: leucine-rich melanocyte differentiation-associated protein
Source: RefSeq, a predicted model, not a curated record
CUGAUUCAUAAAAGCUGUUGACCUAUUUUAGACAUUUGUAUAAAGUUCACGUAAACCCCAAGGAAAGGGUUAAGAGGCAAUAUGAUUAUCCCAUCUUGUGAUCCCAUUUCCAGCCAUGAAAGACGGUAUUUUAUUUGUGCAGAAAGGGCCGUAGCAGACGCACUCACUCGCCGCUUCAGUUCAGACACUACUGGAGAGCAGCUAAACCUGUGUCAGGAGGUGUAUCCGCUCAUGAUGUGUCCUGAUGCCUGGUGGAGGAGCAGUGAAGACUGUGAGAGCAGUGAUGUGGAGACCGGGCCCUCGGCCCCCGGUGGUCCUGCUGUGGUCCUGGGCCUCCAGAGACUCUCUUUUGCCUACCAGAGCCUCUUGGAGAUCCCCUACGAGACCAUCCUUCAGCAGCAGGACACUCUGGAGGUCCUGGACCUCAGUUACAACUCGCUGGACGACUCUUUUGGGCAGUUUGGAGAAGCUCAGCACACUCAUCCUGGAUUGUAACAACUACAGCGCGCAUGUUAAGUUCCCCUACAUGCCCAGCCUCACCACCCUGUGGAUCAACAAGAACAAAAUCAACAACCUGCCCAUCAUUGUGGAGGAGAUCUGCUGCAAGUUCCCAAACAUCAAAAUUCUCAGUAUGAUGAACAAUAAAGCGGCACCCAGUUACUUUAACGGAGGCAGUCUCACCCAGUAUAUGGAUUACAGGCAGUAUGUGAUCAGUCAGAUCCCGGGUCUGGAGGUGCUGGAUGACACAGAGGUGCAGGAGAAAGAGCGUGAGGUGGCCCGAAAGACCUACAGGAUGCAGAGAAUGAGAGAAGGCAGCCGCAGGAGGAAGGAGCUUCAUCGCUAACGCUAGUCAUAUCACAAACUUCCCCCGGGCCUCGAGCCAAGCCACUUAUAAUCCAACAACAGCCAAAGCACUCCUUCCAGACUUCAGCAGCUUCAAUUUACUCAUGCAGCAGAUCGUAUCUAGUGUGAAACUACAACAAAUAAAACAUUUCUGUCUUCUUUCUUUUCGGAAGAAAUAAUGUAAAAACAAAAAUGUUCCUCUGUAAAGAUAUAUGAGAGGGAGAGGGAUAUUUACAGAAAAGUGAAUAUAAAAUGUUGAAUAUUUUAGCAUGCAACCUAAUAAAUGUUUAAUGUAACUGCCACACAUUUUUUAUUAAGAGAAAUGUUUUAAUAGAACAAAAACAUCUGAUUGGAUGAGCCACAUUCAAAGCCAUUAUAAAAAAAAGUAUUGGACAUAAUUUGAAUUCUAUAUUAAUGUGACAAGUUGCAAAGCAACCAUAAACAGUUUACAGUUAGGGUUAAUGAAUUAUAAAAAAAAAAAAAAAAAAAAAAAAAAAAAACAGAAGAAUAAAAAACAGUUGCAUCUUCAUAAUGCUGUUUCCACCAUUUAAAUGAUAAUAAAAAAGCAAUAAGCCAGUGACACAGCAAUCUAGUUUAUUGCUCUGAUAUAACUGCUGCUAAAGCAGAUUAUUGAUAGCAAAUAAAAACUGCUUGUGUGGUUUUGUGAUAAGGCAUAUCUCUUAUCUUCAGAGCCUCUGAUAACCGCUUCACAGAACCACAUGUACUAUAUUUAUCUCAGCUGUGAUGUUUGAGCGUCUUCAUGUACAGAAUGUUCUUGAAAUCAAAUAACAGAUCUCUCUCCUUAUUCAGCUUUGAAUUUAGAUCAUGUCGACAGACAACAAAUGAUUUUUACAUGCUAACAGAUUCAUGCACAUGAAUCAGAUACAUCUGACUAAAUUAUGAAGGUAUGUCAGAAUCUGUGGUGUUUAUUAGUCUACAAUGGAAAUGAACUAACUAUGACCUUUCACACACAUUCACAACAGAAGAGAGAAACAGGCGCAGAAGCGCUGAAUCAUUACCGUAAUACACAUAAUACUAUAAACAAUAUCAGUCAAAAUCAGUCAAAAUGCCAAAACUUACAGUGUAGAAACCAUUUGCAUAUAUUAUAACAUUUAACACUUAGGCCUAUAUACCCAGAGUUAGGGAGUAAUGGAAUAAAUGUCACUUAAUUAUGUAUUUAAAAUACUAAAUGAGUAACUGUAUUUCAUUACAGUUACAUUUUAAAUGGGUGGUAAUCAAAUUACAGUUACAUCUGAAAUGUAUUUUAGAUUAGCAAAGUGAUUAAGUUGAAUUUUAAUGUCACUGUAACCGGCAAUUAAUGUAAACAGCAAUUAAUGUAAUCUGCAAAAGCAUCCUAUAAACUGCACUUCUGCUCAUAAGCUUCAUAUUGUUAGAGAAUAUGCACAUUUGUAAUAAUUAACCAAAAUAAGAG